AUGACUUACAUCAUUGAAUCCUUGGAAUUGAAUAAGCUGGUCCCCCCUAAAGCGAGUCGCGUCGUAACGGCCGGAACGGCCAUGUUGAUUGUCAAAGACGCCACUGGUCGCUACGGAACCUGCACUGUGGAGAGUGUGACUUACAGUCAGGGGCCCGAGGACAUCGUGUCCAUCACGCAUGACAAGAACGUCAAUCUGACCGGGUGCUCAGCGAUGGUGUUAUCUUUGGAUACGUGUGGCGAAAGUUACUUCUUCCUGUCUUCUGUGUACAGUUACACAGUCCCGUACUUUACAAUAACUCUCCCGGGACAAGGGAAAACCACAUAUGCAAUAAGUUAUGCAACGGAAGCCCUUGGCAGCGGGUCAGCUGGUAUCUCUAUGUGUGGGAGAGGACAAUGGUUUUGGGCGUCAUGGGAAAAUCGGAUGAUCACAUUUGGAUUGGGGUUACAGGUAGGUGAGGACGAGAUUCUGCGGGCAGACACAAAGGAUGUUGACCCAAUCACAUUCUCAGGAAUCAGGACUUUGUCACAGGCUUCUAUAAGUGUUGAGAAGAGCGAAUGUGUGUCUGAUACCACCACCACCACCACAACUACAACCACUACAACCACUACAACCACUCCCACCACAACAACAGUGAUCUCUACGACUACUUCCUCAGCCAACUCCAAUUUGGGAAGAAUAGAUGAGCCAAGUGCUGUCGAGGAAGAAGCCAAAUCCAAUUUGAGGACAAAAGACGAACCAAGUGCUGUCGAGGAAGAAACGUCAGGUGUUGUCGACAAAGACGUGACGGGUGUGGCUGGAGCUAACGUGACGGAAGUGGACUUGGUCAACACAACUGAUGUUGCCCAGAUGGACUCUGGAUGUAGCCCGGGCGUCCUCGUCAGCGGCCUACUGCUGGUCACAACACUUGCACCCCUCAUGUGACAUACCAAGUCCCCCAACCAACCACGGGGCUAUAACCAGAUAACCAGACCUGCGGGUGUAAAUCAAGAGAACCAUUGACACAAAUCCGUGUCAUAAACAACAUAUACAAAUGCAAGUUCAUUUUCUGUUAAAUACAUUUUAAGCUCACA
Messenger RNA from Haliotis rubra (blacklip abalone), 1073 nucleotides. RefSeq lists its product as uncharacterized. The record is from RefSeq and is a predicted model, not a curated record. The transcript has 4 exons. The coding region runs from base 1 to 924 and encodes 307 amino acids. Lineage: Eukaryota; Metazoa; Mollusca; Gastropoda; Lepetellida; Haliotidae.